AUGACGGAGAGAAAAUCUCUUCUGAAAAAUUGCCCGCGCCUCAAAGUCCUUUCGUUAAUUGUCCCGAUAUUUUCUAUUUAUUCAUUCCAAAAGAACAAACAACAUCAGAGAAGACCGUCUUUAUCCACCCUAUCUCUCCCACUUUUUUCUUUCUUUCGUCUGUUCAUUCUUUCUUUCUUUUCUCUCUUUUCUCUGUCUCUUUUUCUCUUUUCUCCCUAUUUAAUUUAUGCACCAGUGUCUUUUCAAUCUCUGCAAGUUAUUUAUUUUCCGUUCGUUUUCUUUCCUUUUCUAUUUGGCUUUCUUCCUUUUUAUCUUUCUGUCGCUUCUUAUGUCUUUCUCUCUUAUUCUCUCUCUUCUCCUGGACAUUUUUUUUUCUUCAUUUAUCUAUCUUUCUCUCACUCUCUCUUGUUUAUUGCUCCAUUAUUGUCUCUUUUCUUAUUUACCGUUUCAGAUACCUCUUUCGCUUUCUUUCAUUUCCAGUCUCUCUCUUCUCCUCUCUUUAUUCCUCUCUGUCUCUCCCUCUCUCUCUUUCUGUAUAUUUAUUUUCUAUUUUAUAUCGUCUUCACUGUUUAUUUUCUCUCCCUUUUCGUUGUCUACUUCCCCAUUAAUUUUUAUUUCUUUCUUCUUUUAUCUCACUCCCUCUCUCUCUCACACUCUCUACCUUUCUUUUCUAUUGUCCCUCUUCUUCAUCACCUUUUAUUUCUCACUACCUUUAUCUUUCCCUCUUUCUCUCUCUCUCUCUCUCUCUCUCUCUCUGUCUUUUGUUUCUCUCUGUCUCUGUCUGUCUGUCUGUCUGUCUCUCUCUCUUUAUUUAUUUUCUAUUAUAUAUCUUCUUCACAGUUUAUUUUUGUCUUCUUUUCCGUUGUCUACUUCUCCGUUAAUUUUUAUUUCUCAUUUCCUUUAUCUUUCUCUCUUUCUACCUUUCUUUUCUAUUGUCCCUCUUCUUCAUCACCUUUCAUUUCUCACUACCUUUAUCUUUCCCUCUUUCUCUCUCUCUCCUUUCCUACCUCCCUGUCUUUUGUUCAUUAUUCGACUUCAUUUGCUAACGAUCAUUCUACACCAAAAUGUAUAUAUGAACUAAGCAUUUUCAAGUCUGGUUCAAGGUUAUACAAGUAG
Acanthosepion pharaonis is the source of this 1116-nucleotide messenger RNA. Lineage: Eukaryota; Metazoa; Mollusca; Cephalopoda; Sepiida; Sepiidae. The record is from the annotation of a GenBank genome assembly.